AUGGCGAGCACCACCACAACCCCCCCAGAACCCAUCACCAUGUCAAAAGAGGUGGGCGUCGAGACCAGUGGCGUCCAUGUCGAAAAGGUCUCGGAGCACGAACAACUCGUCGCGAGACUAAAUAACCUCGACCCUCCGAUAACGCCAGACGAAGUCAAACGGGUGAGGAGGAAGAUUGAUCUACGCCUCCCGCCGUUCCUGAUGGUCCUGUAUAUCUUCACCUGGCUGGAUCGUGGAGCAUUGGGUAAUGCUGCCCUGAUGGACAUCAAGACAGACCUCAACCUCUCAGGAGCUCAGUUUAGUCUCGCGGUCAGCAUGUUCUUCGUCGGUACCUGCGUCGCCGAUCUGUUCACCAACGUUGGAAUGCGAUAUAUUCGUCCAAGUCUCUAUCUCUCCGGGGCAAUGAUCAUCUGGGGUAUCAUGGCGACACUCCAGGCAGUUGCCGGUGGAGCUGCCGGGUUAUAUGCCAUCAGGUUCUUUCUGGGUAUCUUUGAGGCUGCGUUCAUCUCAGGGGCGCCAUACUUGACCACUGAAUGGGGUAAGCGUAUCUGCGUGUACCUCUCAGCAACGCCCAUCGCCGGAGCAUUUGGUGGCUGGAUCGCCUGGGGCGUGGCGCACAUCUCCAACCCGCACAUUGAAAACUGGCAGGUCCUGUUCAUCCUCGAGGGCCUGCUGACCAUCGCCUUUGGCAUCCUCUGCAUCUGGGUGCUGCCGGACCGCCCACACAACACGCGGUGGCUCAGCCCGCGCGAACGCGACGUGGCCGACUGGCGGAUGAUGAACGACGGCAACCGCACGCACGGCAAGGUGCACUGGGCCGUGGUGGCGCGGCAGUUGCAGGACUGGCGCAUGUGGGCCAACAUCGCCAUCUACAUGUGCCAGGUGAUUUCGACGUACACGAUCGCGACGUUUACGCCCAUCAUCGUCAACACGAUGGGCUUCGACAAGGUCAAGGCGCAGCUGAUGGUCGCGCCGCCCUACUGCGUCGCCUUCGUCAUGGUCUUCGUCGUCGGGUACCUGUCGGACCGGCUCAAGUCGUGCUCGGGCCUGCUGGUGGUCAACUCGGUCGUCGCCGCCGUGGGGGACCUGAUGCUCGUGCUGCUGCCCUCGCGGUACAACCACGCCCGCUACGGCGCCACCUUCCUCACCCUCACGGGCAUCCUCUCCGGCGUGACCCUCUCGGUCGGCAACAUCACGGGCAACUGCUGCGGCGACAUCAAAAAGGCCAUCGCCUCGGGCCUGUUCCAGGCCUUUGGCUCCACCAUGGGCGUCGCCACGGGCUACCUCUUCCCCCAGAAGGACGGGCCCGAGUACAAGACGGGCUUCUGGGUCCUGUUCGCCUGCACCUGUUUCACCGGCACGGGCGCCGCCAUCGUCACCGUCCUCAACGUCCGCGAGAAUCGCAGGCGCGACGCCCUCUACGGCCCACCGCCCACGGACCGCGUCAUCGAUUUUGAUGAGGACGGCUUGAUGGAGAAACACCCUCAUUGGAGGUAUUACAGGUGA
Messenger RNA from Fonsecaea pedrosoi CBS 271.37, 1506 nucleotides. RefSeq lists its product as uncharacterized. Gene Ontology annotation, cellular component: membrane. Gene Ontology annotation, biological process: transmembrane transport. The transcript is spliced from 4 exons. The record is from RefSeq and is a predicted model, not a curated record. NCBI's taxonomy places the organism in Eukaryota, Fungi, Ascomycota, Eurotiomycetes, Chaetothyriales, Herpotrichiellaceae. Bases 1 to 1506 code for a protein of 501 amino acids. Gene Ontology annotation, molecular function: transmembrane transporter activity.